Pieris macdunnoughi is the source of this 1911-nucleotide messenger RNA. The record is from the annotation of a GenBank genome assembly. Lineage: Eukaryota; Metazoa; Arthropoda; Insecta; Lepidoptera; Pieridae.
AUGUUGUUAAGUGUAUUGCUAUUUGUGGCUGUUGUGGGAGCUGAUAGGAGACAUCUACCUCCAACUUGUGAUAGUAACAUCUAUUGCCAUGGGCCAUUACUGGAAACUGUACAAAUGGCAGGCCUGUACAAUGACUCCAAAACCUUCGUGGAUAUGAAGAUAAAGUCGUCUCCGAAGAUCACCAUGGACCGCUUUCAUGAAAUGAUGAACAGGCUGCGUACAUUUUUGUAUUUCACGCUGAUAUUUCUGAGUUUGUUAGGAGCCAAUUUUGACCCUGAGGGUUCGGAGUUCGAAGAAUGGACACCGACAGACUGGAAAAAUAAUCCUGCGUUCCUAGAAAAAAUUAAGGAUCCCCUCCUUCACCAAUGGGCUUCUGAUCUGAAUAAGUUAUGGUUAGAGCUGGGCAGAAAGAUGAAGGAUGAGGUCAAGCAUAAUCAGGAUCUCUACUCUAUCAUUUAUGUUGAUAACCCGUUUAUUGUCCCUGGUGGACGAUUCCGUGAGUUCUACUACUGGGAUUCCUAUUGGAUCAUCAAGGGUCUACUUCUUUCCGAGAUGCAUUCUACUGCUCGUGGGAUGGUCAGCAAUUUCUUGGAUGUAGUGGACCGGAUUGGCUUCAUACCCAAUGGAGGGAGAAUUUAUUAUAAGAUGAGAUCUCAGCCACCACUUCUAAUUCCAAUGGUAAAGUUAAUUUUUGACGAUUCCGGAGACGUGGAAUACUUGAGGCAGCACAUACAUACUCUAGACCGCGAGUUUGACUAUUGGGUCACAAAUCACACAGUCGAUUUUGAGUAUGAUGGACAAAAUUACCAACUUAUGAGGUAUACAGAUAUGUCGCAAGGACCCAGACCCGAAAGUUACAAAGAAGACAUUGACUGUGCUAAGCACUUUGACUCGCCCGAUAAAAAAGAGGAAUUGUACGCGGAACUAAAAGCAGCGGCGGAAUCAGGAUGGGACUUCUCGUCUAGAUGGUUCAUACUCAAUGGAACAAAUAAGGGGAAUCUAACAAACCUUAAGACUCGGUCGAUCAUCCCAGUUGACUUGAAUGCAAUAAUAUCUUGGAACGCUGAACUAAUGGCUGACUUCCAUUUAAGACUUGGGAACACGGCGAAGGCAGACUACUAUAAAGAUGUUCACGCUUCAUUGUUGCAAGCUAUUGAAAAUGUCCUAUGGCACGAGGACGUCGGUGCCUGGUUAGACUUUAACUUAGAGUCUAGACGUCGAAGAGACUAUUUCUAUCCUUCAAACAUCGCUCCUUUAUGGACUGGCUGCUAUGACAGAGCGAGAAAGGAAUACUAUGUCAAUCGAGUCAUUAAUUAUUUGGAUAAAGUCAAGGUGGACAUCUUCGAAGGCGGUAUACCUACGACGUUUGAGCAUUCCGGAGAGCAGUGGGACUAUCCCAAUGCCUGGCCUCCUCUGCAAUACAUUUUCGUGGUGGGAUUGGACAACACCGGCUUACCAGAGGCUAAACGAUUGGCUAAUGAAUUGGCUACGAAGUGGGUUCGGUCGAAUUUCGAGGUGUGGAAGGUGAAGACUGCUAUGUUGGAAAAGUAUGAUGCGACGAUUUUCGGUGGAUUUGGUGGAGGCGGUGAAUAUGUACUGCAGACAGGUUUUGGAUGGACCAAUGGAGUGGUUAUGGCUCUGCUAAAUCGAUAUGGAGCUGAUGCGUUCGCUGAACGAGCGGGUCUUGAACUCGUUGGUGCGCACGUAGGUGCCUGGAGCGAAAAUGGCCACUGCGGUACUCAAUGGUUUAUGACAUCCAUCGCCCGGUGCUUUAUGGUGAGUUUGAUGGUGUAUAGAAAGCGAAGUGGAUACACGCCACUUUCAAAUGGGGAAGAUGUGAAGCUCCUCUCACGUAGACCUUACACAGAAUUACGGAGCCUCAAUGGAACUUCAGACCCCAGGCAACGGUGA